GCGCUUCCGUCCGCCGCCACUUCCUUUUCCCGCCGCGUCGGUCCGUUUGCUCAAGAAAAAUAUUCCCUGCCCUUGGUCGGCGCUCGGGCCGGCGCAGUGCUCUAUCCUUCAGAAUUUUCCCAAUUGUUUGUCGUUGGCGGCAGAUGCCUGACCGGCGCGGCCUGACUAAGCCUAGAGCUAGACGCCAGGGACGCCAGGGACGCCUCUUUUCAUCGGCCCGCGCCCUGUCUCGUUUGAAGGCCGGCAAGCGGGUGCCGCCUUCGACGUCAGCAGCUUUGGUGGUACCUGGCAGGAUUUUGGGAUGGGGUUUCUGCACGGCACGGCACCGCGGUUGGCGGCGGGUGAUGUGCGUUUGUUCUACUCUAGGGAUGGCAAGUGACCAGCGAACCUGAGCUCCGUGACCGCUUGAAACCUUGGGCUGCGCGAAUCACAGGGUGGGAAGCUGAGGUGGU
This is a messenger RNA of Aplosporella prunicola CBS 121167, 452 nucleotides long. RefSeq lists its product as uncharacterized. Lineage: Eukaryota; Fungi; Ascomycota; Dothideomycetes; Botryosphaeriales; Aplosporellaceae. Bases 144 to 392 code for a protein of 82 amino acids. The record is from RefSeq and is a predicted model, not a curated record. The transcript has a single exon.